Messenger RNA from Arctia plantaginis, 984 nucleotides. The record is from the annotation of a GenBank genome assembly. Lineage: Eukaryota; Metazoa; Arthropoda; Insecta; Lepidoptera; Erebidae.
AUGAGUGCAUUCUCAGGAUUCAGUGAAGAAGAGUUGAAACGAAUCAAAUCCGGUGAAACUGGCACUCAGAGUGGUAUACAACUAAAUACAACUAAUAAUUUGAAGCCUGCACUUCUUGGUAAGUCACGAUACACCAAAAAUAUGAAGUUAAAGACUAUCACAAAACAGUCUUCUGAUGAAGCUAUAGACAACAUAGAGUUUGACAAGUGCAAGUUAAGUUUAAGGUCUCCAGUUACACCUAAGUCACAAGUUACUGAAAUGGAAUUAAACAAUGAUGAUAAGGAAAAUGUGGACAAAAAUGAAAAUAUAUCUGAUAUAGAAAAUGGUACUGGACCUUCAGAAACAAUUAUUAAUACAAACAAUAAUCUAGACAGUUUUAAUAGUAUACAAAGCAGUAGGAAAGAUAGCUCAGCCACAACUCCAGAUAUUGUAAGAGGAAUGGAUAAUUAUUCAGAAGAUGAGACAGCAACUCAUAAGGUGAAGUUAGAACAUUUACAACUGAGGCAGAAGCUGAUGGAAGAACAGAAUAAAAAGAGAAAAGAAAUGCUUGCUAGAGCACUUGCAGACAGGACAAAACAAACAGCAGAAGAGGUGAUGCGACUGGAGAAGAUUAAGAAAGAAUUGCAGAUAUUAGACAGCCAGUUCUCACAUGAUGUCGCUUUAUUGAGAGGGAAGAUUGACCAAGCGUGCUUGACUUACGCAGAAGCUGAAAAACACUACCUGAAAGUGGAAAUGGAGUUCUUGCAAGCAAAAAUUCAGCUGCAAAAGGAGAAAGAGAAGAAGGAGUUGUUAACUGAACACUUGUGCGCCUUGAUUACCCACAACGAAACCAGAAAAGCGCAAAAACUCGAGACCUUAAUGUUAGAGCUCGCCACAGAUAAAAAACUGGAUAACAUUAGUCCCGCCGAAAAUGAAACUUCCAUAGUUGUCGAUGGCGUUGAUGAAAAGACUGGUAAGAUGGUUGAGCUGGCUCCUGGAAGUUAG